Oncorhynchus kisutch (coho salmon) is the source of this 2210-nucleotide messenger RNA. RefSeq names its product glucokinase (hexokinase 4) regulator (gene gckr). Gene Ontology annotation, molecular function: fructose-6-phosphate binding; carbohydrate binding; enzyme binding. Gene Ontology annotation, cellular component: nucleoplasm; cytosol. The transcript has 19 exons. Lineage: Eukaryota; Metazoa; Chordata; Actinopteri; Salmoniformes; Salmonidae. The record is from RefSeq and is a predicted model, not a curated record. The coding region runs from base 108 to 1937 and encodes 609 amino acids. Gene Ontology annotation, biological process: response to fructose; negative regulation of glucokinase activity; glucose homeostasis.
GAUGAGAGAGAGAGAGAGAGAGAGAGAGAGAGAGAGAGAGACAGCCUGAGGCAUUUAGAACACGUGGAACAUCUCUUUCGUCUUCCGACCGACAUCGUUCUUUAACAAUGGAGAAAAGGGACUUCAGUGAGAUCUCCGACACGUGCAAGUGGGAGUCGCCAGAUUACGAGCCAUGGUUUCCUGUGUCGGAGAAGUCCAACCCCCUGACUCGUGACAUCGACAAGUCCUCGCCCAAUCAUAUUGUCCGUCUGCUGGCAGCCUGCGAUGCACAGAUGUUCCAAAAGGACACAGGAACCACCUACCAGAGGCUGUUCAGUGACAGUGUGGUGUUGACCAUGCUGGAGGUGGCCAGGACGGUGGAGCAAAUUCUCAGGGACCCAGAGGAUAGUCUGGUUGUGUUGAGUGGUUGUGGAACCUCUGGUCGCUUGGCCUUCCUAAUGGCGUCAUGUUUUAACAGAGCCCUGAGAGACAGGCAGCAGAACACUGUUUAUUCUUAUAUCAUUGCUGGGGGAGACAGAGCCCUGCUCACAUCCCUGGAGGCAUCAGAGGAUGACCCCAAACUAGGCAUGCUCACACUGGAGAAGCUAUGUGAAGGAAAGAGGCGUGUCCUGUUCAUCGGCAUUUCCUGUGGCCUGUCUGCUCCAUUUGUAGCAGGACAGCUGGACUUUUGUCUGAAACACCCUGACAUCUACACUCCUGUACUGGUGGGAUUCAACCCCGUCACACAGGCCAGGGAGGAGACCAUGCCAGGCUACAGUCUGACUUUCAGGGAAGUGGUCCAGAGGAUGGAGGAGCAGAGAGGUCAAAGGGCAUUCAUCAUCAACCCAGCAGUUGGGCCAGAGGCCAUCAGUGGUUCCUCCAGAAUGAAGGGGGGCAGUGCCACCAAGAUCCUACUGGAGACUAUCCUGGCAGCCGCACACACAGCUGCCUUUACCAACACACACGUCACACGCAGAGUUCUCCUGGACAUGAUGAGAGGAUAUGAGAGAGUCUAUAGUGUCACCUACAGUCACAGUGACCAGAUAGCAACACUGCUACAGACCGCAGGACUCAGCUUGCAGUGUGGUGGACGUGUGUGUUACCUGUCCUGGGGGUCUCUAGGUUUAGUGGGACUCAUCGAUGCCAGCGAGUGUAUCCCGACAUUCGGAGCAGACUAUGAGGAUAUCCGAGGCUUCAUCAGUGGAGGAUACCAGGACAUGGACAACAUAGAGGGAGACCUCACAUCACUGGGAUCCCAGUUCUGUAUAGCCCAUGAGGACUUUGUGAGUCUGGUUCUGCCUACUUUGAGUGACAGAGACACCGUCCUACUGCUGUACACAUGUCAUGAUGACGUUGGUGAUGUAGAGAAGAUGGUCCACAGAGUGAGAGAGAAGACCUCCAACCUACACUCUCUCUAUCACGGACUAGAGGGAGACACCGCUGUUGACAGCAUUGGUCUCCUGUGUUCAUCUGUCCUCAACAUAACCUGGCCCUCCUCCUCUACUGUCCACAUGCAGUGGGAGCUGUCCAGUAAGUUGGUGCUGAAUGCUGUGAGUACAGGAAGUCACGUUUUAAAGGGAAAGAUCUACAGGAACCACAUGGUAGACCUACAGGUCACCAACAGCAAACUGUACCACAGGGCUAUACACAUACUGCAGAAGUUGUCAGGUGUCUCCCUGACCCAGUGUGAGGAGGCUCUAUUGAAGGCCAUAUAUCAUGUGGAGCAACUUCCAGAGGAUAUCACCUCAGCUGGGGUCACCACACACACACUCACCGCCAGCCGCAGGAACAGGGUGGUCCCGCUGGCGUUAGUCUGUCUGCUGAUUGGUUGCUCUCUCUCUGAGGCGGAGUCUCGUCUGGAGUCCCACCCAGUGGUGCGUGAUGCUGUAGAGGCUUGUCUGACAUCAUCACAACAUCUGACAUCAUCAGCAGGAGACCAGAACUCCACAAAUCAUUGACUUCCUACAGUUGGAAACUUUAUGAUACUAUAGUAUUAUAAUUAUACUAUACUUUGAUUAACUAUACUUUAAUAAUAUGUUUUGAUAAGAUCAGUUCGUAACCUCUAAAGGAAUGUGGUGGAUGUAACCUUAAUCAUUUAUCUUCCAUUUACUAACAUAACAAACACUACAUAGUAUGAUAACAUUCGGAAAGUAAUCAGACCCAUUGACAUUUUUCACAUUUUGUUACGUUACAGCCUUAUUGUAAAAUGGAUUAAAAAUCAUUUAAAAAUC